AUGAUCACAUAAAAAAUAAAUAAAAAUUAUCUUUAGUUUCAUUGUAAUAUAUUAAUAAAUUAUUUUACAAAUAAUAAGGAUGAAUUCAAAAUACUUAAUAACAAGUCUAUAAAGGAGCAUCUGUUAUUUAUUUUAUUGUCUACUAUAAUUGAUUAUAUCUACAAUGCUCCUGGCGUAUGUAAGAACAGAAAUCAAUUUAAUACAUAUUAGGUCUUUCUUGAUGAUUAAAAGUAAGAGCUUAUUUGAUAUAUCAAGAGUCUCGAGAAACCAUUUGUUUUAAUUUUAGAAGGAUUAUUGACUUUGACAAUUUGCACUGAUAUUGUUUUGAAAGUUAUCACAGAAGGACUAGUAUUAUAAUUUAUUAUUUUAUAUUUUAACACUAAUCAAAGGUAUUCUUCACAGCAGCUUGGAAUAUUUUAGAUUUAAGUGCAUUUUUAUCAAUCAUAGCUUGUAUAAGAAUGCAAUAAGAAGUAUAUUAUGAUGAACUUUUUGGGAUUUCACUUAUUUCAAUGCGUUAUUUGUCACUUACUGUUCGUUUAGUUGUUUUGUUAAAAUAGUAUUCUAUAUAAUUAAAUAAAUAAGAUCUUAUGCAAUUUAAAUGAUGCAAUAACAAAGAGACAUAUUGAUUUAUAAAAAAUCUAGAAACCAAGAUCUAAGUAUCUUAGACAUAAGUUCUGAAAUUUUGAAUGAUUCAUAGUUCGUGGAAACAAUGAAACUUGUUAGUGAUUGA
Molecule: messenger RNA, 730 nt
Organism: Paramecium pentaurelia
Lineage: Eukaryota; Ciliophora; Oligohymenophorea; Peniculida; Parameciidae
Source: the annotation of a GenBank genome assembly